This is a messenger RNA of Vicia faba (fava bean), 2217 nucleotides long. Lineage: Eukaryota; Viridiplantae; Streptophyta; Magnoliopsida; Fabales; Fabaceae. The record is from the annotation of a GenBank genome assembly.
AUGAAAAAUUGGAUUAUUGAGUUUGAAGAGAAACAUGUUUUGUAUUCAUUAUUGUGUUUUUCUGGAUUGAGCAUUGGAGUUACAACAUGGGCCAUUAAUCAUCUAUCUAAUGAGAUUUCUAAGGAUCAGAUGGUGACAGAACUCACCAACCUAGUCUUUGAUUCCACAGACCCUAAACUCACAUUAGAGAAUUUUCCUUACCAUUUAAGUGAAAAAACCAAAAUCUUGUUGACAAGUGCUGGAUAUGUUCAUUUAACACAACAUCAAUUAUACAAGCAUGUGAAGAAUCUUUCGCCGAUAAACCGAGCUAUUUUGCUUUGUGGACCUGGAGAAUUCUAUCAGCAAUGUCUUGCUAAAGCUCUAGCAAAUUAUUUCGAAUCGAAGAUACUGUUUCUGGAUUUGAAUUACUUGUCUACAAAGAUGCAUGACACAUAUGGAUGUUGGGUAAAAAGACAAAUCCUACUCGAGGACCGUGUGUCUGGUUUAUUCGGUUCGCUAUCAACCCUCUCGUCAAUGCUUUAUAAGAAUGCCUCUACCGAAUCUAAACCAGAUCAUACUAGAACUCCUUGGAAGUGCGGAAGACGUUUCUGUUUCGAUGAAAAGCUUUUGCUAGAUUCACUCUACAAGGUUUUGGUUUCUAUAUCAGAAACUGGUCCGGUUAUUUUAUACAUCAAGAAUUUGGAGGAGAUCUUUCUUCGAUCACGAAGGCUGUACAGUUUGUUCAAAAAGCUAUUCAGUAAACUUUCAGGACCAGUGUUGAUACUCGGUUCCCGAACUUAUGAUUCAAAACAUAAACGUAUAAAAGUUGAUAAAAGACUCACUCGGUUAUUCCCUUACAACAUCGAGCUCAAACCACCUAAAGACGUGACUAGUAACAGACUCUGGAAAGACCAUAUAGAAGAUGCCAAGAAAAAGAAACAGUUGCAAAAUAGCAUAAGCUACAUUGUUGAAGUACUUGCGGAAAAUGACAUUGAUUGCGAUGACUUGAACUCAAUCAGCUAUGAUGAUGUUAUGCUACUCGGAAAUCACAUCUCAGAGAUUGCAGCAUCUGCGAUAUUUUAUCAGUUGAUGGUUAACAAACAGCCAGAGUACCGAAAUGGGAAACUUAUUAUAUCAGCCAAGAGUUUGUGCCAUAUGUCGAGUGUGUUCCAAGAAGGUGAGAGUAUUGCGAAGGAUAAAAACGACACUAAUGAAUCAAAGAAAGUAGCUCCUGACAACGCCUACGAGAAGAUCAUAAGGCAAGAGCUUAUCCCUGCAAAUAAGGUAGAGGUGAGUUUUUCAGAUAUUGGUGCAUUGGAAGAUGUUAAAGAAUCACUUCACGACUCGAUUAUGCUUCCCCUUAGAAGGCCAGACCUAUUCACACACGGUGGGAUAUUGAAGCCGUGUAAAGGCGUAUUGCUUUUUGGACCUCCCGGUACAGGAAAAACAAUGCUCGCGAAGGCAAUUGCAAACGAAGCUAGAGCAAGUUUCAUCAAUGUCUCUACGUCUACCAUCACUGAUAUGUGGUUUGGAACUAGUGAAAAGAAUGUUCGAGCUGUGUUUUCAUUAGCGGCAAAGGUUGCCCCGACUAUUAUUUUUGUUGAUGAAGUUGAUAGCUUGCUUGGGACUCGUACUACGAAUGAGGAAAGCGUUGGGAGAAGGAUUAAAAACGAAUUCAUGACCCAUUGGGAUGGACUUUUGUCAAAACCUGACGAGAAAAUUAUUGUUCUUGGUGCCACCAACUUGCCAUUUGCCCUUGAUGAAGCAGUUAUAAGACGAUUUCAUCGCAGGAUCAUGGUUGGUCUUCCGUCAGCUGAAAACCGAGAAACCAUCUUGAAAACUCUUCUAGCUAAGGAAAAACAUGAACAUAUAGACUUCAAAGAGCUUUCAGCUAUGACGGAAGGAUAUAGUGGGAGUGAUCUUAAGAAUUUGUGCAAUGCCGCGGCAUAUCGCCCCAUUAAGGAGCUAAUGGAACAGGAGAAGGAACAAGCAAUGAAAAAGAGGAAAAAGUGGGCAGAAGUUGAAAACUCAAAAGAUGCUUCCGAUACUAUAGAAGAAGAUCAUGUGAUUGUCCUCAGGCCAUUAAACAUGGAAGACUUAAGAGAGGCAAAGAAUAAGGUGGCUCCAAGCUACGCUGCAGAAGGAUCAAACAUGAAAAUGCUAGAACAGUGGAAUGAUAUGUAUGGAGAAGGAGGUUCAAGGAAGAAAAAGGAGCAGCAGCUCAGUUAUUUUAUUUAG